Messenger RNA from Leguminivora glycinivorella, 2069 nucleotides. RefSeq lists its product as uncharacterized. The coding region runs from base 295 to 816 and encodes 173 amino acids. The record is from RefSeq and is a predicted model, not a curated record. The transcript is spliced from 2 exons. Lineage: Eukaryota; Metazoa; Arthropoda; Insecta; Lepidoptera; Tortricidae.
CCUCAGCUGGAAAUUACGCCAGAAUUAGAUCCCAGUAUUUUGAAUAUUCUAGGGGACGAACCUGCUAAGGAAGAGGUGUUUAGCAAGGCUGUUCACAAGGAUAUUGCCAGCCGAUGGUCCGAUAUACUGAUAAAUGGUUUAAAGGACGAUGUCAAAAAGGAAAUUAUUUCAUGUCACGAUAUCCCUGAGAAUCUGACAUUGCUGCAGAGUCCUAUAUUGAACCCUGAAAUUAAAGCAGCGGUCAACGAAAAUGCGCUGAAGAGAGAUGUUAUCUUAUUAGAAAAACAGAGAAGUAUGGCUUGCGUCUUGACAUGUAUAGCCGACUUAAUGUCAUCGAAUUUAGAAAAUUCUUCUGACACCGCAGAAAACAAAGGAAGUUUAAAGUUACUCAGCGACGCGGGCCGCUUGUUAUGCCAUGUACAUUAUGAAGAGAGUUUAGCUAGAAGGAACUUUUUACAAGCUUGUCUUAGCAAAGACGUCAAAGAAAAUAUAAAGGACCUGAAACGAGACAAAUUCCUCUUUGGUACGGAUCUUUCAGAGAAACUGAAAUCUAUGAAGGCGAUAACGAAGACGGGCGCGGAGAUGAGACCUGCCUCAACGAAACCGAAGCCUCAACCUAGAAGCAGACCGGCUGAGGCUGGACCUUCGAGGGCUUUAAACUGGCGGGGCCCGCCACCGCCGGCGCCUCGGCGCGCGUACGCGCGGACGAGCUCGACGGCUGGUGGGCGCAGGCAGCCGGCAGCGACGGCGACGCCGCGCAGCGCGCGCCGCGAGCCGCGGCCGCGCAGCAGCAGGCCGGCCACCAGUCGCCGCUAAGCAGCGAGUCACAGGGCCGAACACAAGCUUCAGCGGAACCUUACCCUGGUGGCCGCUGUCUUAUCCGGACGGCGUUCCUGAAGCAGGGCGCUCCGCUGGAAGCCGUGGACGUGAUGCUGGCCUCGCUUACGGACAAUACUAUUAGUCAGUAUGAACCAUGUAUUAAAAAAUGGUUUUAUUAUUGCCAAGAAAUUAACAUCAAUAUUUAUGAUGCAUCAGUUAGGGAUGUAAUGGGGUUUUUAGUGAACCUUUAUAAUCAAGAUAAUAAAUACGGUUCCAUUAAUUCAGCAAAAUCAGCAAUAAGUCUUAUAGUAGGUUCUGAAAUUAUGAACGAUUUAAAGAUAAAACGAUUCAUGAAGGGGGUGUAUAAAUUGAGAACUCCCCUUCCGAGGUACAAUUCUACUUGGAAUCCAGCUGUAGUUUUAGAUUUUCUAAGUGAUCAAUAUCCGAACGAAAGCUUGCCGUUUGAUUUGUUAUCUAAAAAGUUAGCUACAUUACUAGCUUUGACCACUGCGCACCGUGUGCAGACUCUCUCUUUGAUUCGAGUGUCUAAUAUACAAAAAUAUGAGAGUGAGAAAUUUGUGAUUAAGAUCUCAGAUAAGAUUAAAACUUCUUCGAUUGGCAGAUCACAACCUUUGUUGAUUCUUCCUUAUUUUGACGAAAGGCCAUCUAUUUGUCCGGCUAGAACAUUAGAACAAUAUCUAAAAGCUACUGCUGAUAUAAGGCAAGAUAAUUGUGAAUUCUUAUUCGUAAGCUUAAAAAAACCAUAUAAAAAUGUAUGUUCACAAUCAGUGAGUCGCUGGAUUAAGGCCACACUGCAGGAGAGCGGGAUCGACACUUCAGUAUUCAGCUCUCACAGCACUAGACAUGCCUCUACGUCUGCAGCCAAUAAGCUUGGCGUAAGCAUAGAUAUUAUAAAAAGAACCGCGGGAUGGACAGGUAACUCGGCAUCCUUCGCCAAAUUUUAUAACAGGGAAGUAUUACCUGAUACAUCAGAGUCUUUUGCCCGGUCUCUUUGCAGUAUGACCUCCAAAUAAUUUUGUAUUAGGUUUUAACUCGUAACUUGUUGAUUAUUGAUAACCUAAGAUAAUUGUAAGGUAAACGGUUUGUUAAAACUGAAAUAUAGUAAUAUGUGAUUUUCAAACAUUGUUUAUUUCAGUUCAGCCUGCUUACCUAAAUAUUUCGUGAUGCUCUAAACAUCUACAUGUAAACUCAGUGUAAUCUCGAAAGGCGAAUUACUGAGUUUAAUAGAA